This is a messenger RNA of Sarcophilus harrisii (Tasmanian devil), 6287 nucleotides long. It is a transcript of the gene TJP2, whose product is annotated as tight junction protein 2. Bases 1919 to 5395 code for a protein of 1158 amino acids. Gene Ontology annotation, biological process: protein localization to cell-cell junction; establishment of endothelial intestinal barrier; cell-cell adhesion. Gene Ontology annotation, cellular component: bicellular tight junction; plasma membrane. The transcript has 23 exons. Gene Ontology annotation, molecular function: cell adhesion molecule binding. The record is from RefSeq and is a predicted model, not a curated record. Lineage: Eukaryota; Metazoa; Chordata; Mammalia; Dasyuromorphia; Dasyuridae.
AUGAUUUUGGUUGAUUAAUGCUACGUUUGUUAGUGAUUCCAAAUAACUCCGUAUUAAUUGUACUGGAUUGUAUUUUUUAGAAAAACAAUCCAAUUUUAGUACUUGAAUGAGCAAGUCCUUGAAUAUUUUUGAAAAAAGUAAAUGAACUAUGUUUGGAUGGUGUGAGAGAACUCACAAAAUACUUUGGUUUUUAAAAAGAAAUCUGUAUAGGGUUAUAUGAAAAUGGAUCAUAUUGUUAAGAUGUGAGAAAUGAGGGUUGAGAGAUCUCCUGACAGCAUUGGAGUCCUCUGGCUGGUAGCAGACUUUCACAAACCUGAAUGAAUGAAGCGAGGUUUGUGACAAAAAAUGGGUUUAUUACACUAAGAAAACAACUUUCUCAGGGGGCAAAAUCCUCUUUGGAUUUUUUGCAAAGGUUUGGGUCCACAGUCUUUGAUUAUAUUGAAUUUUUGUUGCCCUGAGCCAGGAGCAAUUUGAGGAACUAAUUUUCAACUCAAUAGAGGUUGGUGAUUAUGCCCCUGGCCAAGAUCUCCAAUUGAAUCUUAGGAGGAUAUGGAUAUUAUUUAUCUGGGAGUUUCCCCUGUGAACAGGAGGGUGGGGUCCCUCCCAGAAAGGUAGGAGAUUUCUAACCCAGGACCACCCUUCCUCCCAAUCUCAGUUUACAUCAAUAUCAAAUAAUGUUGCAACAUUAAUGAGAUUGAUGACUGUGGGAAUCUAGAUUAAUGAAAUUCAUAUGGUGCAAUAUUGAUGUUUCUGAAAUAUGAUGGUAAAAAUGGCUCUCCUUGGAGUUAGGAAAACCUAGGCUCAAGUGUUACAUCUGAUAUAAAAUUGUAUGAUGCUGGACCAGUGAGGAUUUUCAGUAAAUUCCUAGGUAACUCUAUGCCUUUAAACUCCAGUAAAGUAAUUCACAAAAGGCAAUUUUUCACAUUGUGGGAAGCUAACAAAAACAUGAAACAUGGAAAACAUUUUUUGGAGAAUUUAUGUCAAGUUUUCUGUGAUGCUAUUCAGCUAAGCAUAUUUACAGCGAUGCGUGUUUACAAUCCCUGUUUUUCCUGAGGAGGCUAUAUGGGGAAUUUCUGGAACUUGGGACUGUUGAGCUGCAAGAGGGAUAAAGCUGAUCCGGUAUCUGUCUGAAGUCCAAACUAUCAUGAUAAGCCUCUGGGAGCUUUAUGCCUCUAGGCAUCUAGGGAGAACAAGGUCAGGUCAGAACUGAAGCAGAUCAGAACUUCCUUGUUGAACAUUGCAGUGGAAUUCACUAAUGUUCCAGCCUGGGUGAACUAGGGACUUUAAAUCUCUGCCUUCUUCCCAUCCCCCUCAAAUAAUACUAUUUUGUAUAUCAUUAACACUAGUUACUCUGGUUUUUUAAUUUAGCUUCCUUCCCACUCCACUUCAGAACUUCUAUCUGGGAAAGUUUUUGUUUUUGACUUGUUCCAACGGGGCAGUCUGAGUGGGCUGAAGUAUUUCUGUGGCUGUUUAGCUGGGAAAAGCAAUGAGAAGAUGCAUUAUUCAGUUAGAGUUUAAAUAAUGUACCAGUGCUGUGUAUUGUGUGUCCUUUUAGGUCUUCUGUAUCUUGUCAGAGGCCAUGGACUUUUUACAUAAUCUGUUGAUAAAAUGUUUUCUGCUUCUCCACUCCUCCCUUUUCCCCUGUGAAACUUUUAUGCAUUUUGGGAGUCUACCAACUUUCCCAUCUUUUUUCCAUAUGCUUAUCUUUGUCACACAUCCACCUUGUCUCCUGCUGGAGCUUAGAAGGAGGCUCUUCUAAUGAAGUUAAAAAAAUGGUGUGAUGUUCUCCCCCCUCCCCCCACCAGUCCUUGAGCUCUUCACAUGACUCAAGUUAAGCCUAUUGGUUUCUUUUGCAAAGCUCCAUUGUUCCUCAACAAAUGCAAAUAUCCCACUGAUUUAUUCCUCAGUUCAACUCCAGAUGAGCUUCUUUUCAUGGUUUUGUCUUACUUUCGGUCAGGCUCCAGGCAUGGAGGAGCUGGUAUGGGAGCAGUAUACUGUGACACUGCAAAAGGAUUCCAAAAGGGGAUUUGGUAUCGCUGUAUCUGGGGGAAGGGACAACCCUCACUUUGAAAAUGGUGAAACUUCGAUUGUCAUCUCAGAUGUACUUCCAGGUGGGCCUGCAGAUGGACUACUUCAAGAAAAUGACAGAGUGGUUAUGGUUAAUGGCACCCCAAUGGAGGAUGUACCCCAUUCAUUUGCUGUUCAACAAUUGAGAAAAAGUGGGAAGAUAGCUGCUAUUGUUGUCAAAAGACCCCGAAAAGUACAGCUUGCUCCUCUAAGGGGCAGCCCUUCUAUGGAUCCAGAUGAACGGGCUUUCCAUGUAAUGGAUGAUCAGGCAGAGUUCGAUGGCAGAAGUGCCCGCAGUGGAUACAGUGAGAGAAGCUGGCACAGUGACAAUGGAGAACGUAGCCGCAGUUGGGAAAAUAGCCCUGAAAGAUUUCCUCAUGACCAAUGUGGUGGCCGAGAAAGGAGCUACAGCCGUGAACGGAGUCGGGGCCGCAGUCUAGAGAGGGGUUUAGAUCAGGACUAUAGGAGAGACCAGAGCCGAGGCCGACCUAUUAAUCGAGAUGUUGGUUAUGACCAUGGUUAUCGAAGGAAUUACAGUCCAUCUGGAGAAUGUAACCAGAGACAUCCAGCUAAUGUUAGAUAUGAGAUGAAGAAGAGCCACAGUCGAGAUCAACUGCAUUCCCGAAGUCCCACUCCUGAGAUACAUCAGCCAGAUCACAUGGAGCAGCAUGACAUAGAAAGACCCAUUGAUGUUCUUUUGACAAAAAGUAAAUCCAGUGAAGAAUAUGGACUCAGACUUGGGAGUCAGAUUUUCAUAAAAGAAAUGACUAGAACUGGUCUUGCAACUAAGGAUGGCAAUCUUCAUGAAGGAGACAUAAUUCUUAAAAUCAAUGGCACUGUAACAGAAAAUAUGUCUUUAGCUGAUGCCCGAAAACUGAUAGAGAAAUCAAGAGGGAAACUCCAGUUAGUAGUCUUGAGAGACAGCAAGCAGACUCUAAUCAAUAUACCUUCAUUACAUGACAGUGACUCAGAAAUUGAAGAUAUUUCAGAAAUAGAAUCAAACCAAUCAUUUUCUCCAGAUGAGAAAAGGAUCCAUUCUUCUGAUUUUGAUUAUAAUUCCUCAAAUGAAAAGCUGAAAGAAAGAACAAAAGAGGAUACAUCAAAUAGACUUUCCAAAAUGGGAGCAACACCCACGCCAUUUAAACCCACUAGUGAUAUUCCUAUUGUUCCAGAAAACAAUAAGGAACCCAAAUACCAAGAAGAUUUCCUUGUUUCUCAUCCUAAAGCAGCAUCAAGAACUUUUCUUCGGCCGAGUUCUGAAGAUGAAGCAAUAUAUGGCCCAAACACUAAAAUGGUGAAAUUCAAGAAAGGAGAUAGUGUAGGCCUUCGACUGGCUGGUGGAAAUGAUGUUGGCAUAUUUGUUGCCGGCAUUCAAGAAGGAACUUCAGCAGAACAAGAGGGUUUACAAGAAGGGGACCAAAUUUUGAAGGUGAACUCUCAGGAUUUCAGAGGCCUGGUUAGAGAAGAUGCAGUUCUCUGCCUAUUAGAAAUCCCCAAAGGUGAAAUGGUGACUCUUUUAGUUCAGAGCAGAGCAGAUGUAUAUAGGGACAUUCUGGCCUGUGGCAGAGGGGACUCGUUUUUCAUCAGGAGCCACUUUGAAUGUGAGAAAGAAUCACCUCAAAGCUUAGCAUUCACAAGAGGGGAGAUUUUCAGAGUAGUAGAUACGCUGUAUGAUGGCAAGCUGGGUAACUGGCUAGCUGUGAGAAUCGGAAAUGAACUGGAAAAAGGCCUAAUUCCAAAUAAAAGCAGGGCAGAACAAAUGGCCAGUGUACAGAAUGCUCAGAGGGACAACUCUGGAGACAGGGCAGAUUUCUGGAGAAUGCGUGGUCAGAGAUCUGGAAUUAAAAAGAAUCUGAGAAAAAGUCGAGAAGACUUAACUGCUAUAGUAUCUGUUAGCACCAAAUUCCCAGCUUAUGAAAGGGUUCUACUUCGAGAGGCUGGUUUCAAGAGGCCUGUGGUCUUGUUUGGACCCAUAGCUGAUAUAGCCAUGGAGAAAUUAGCCAAUGAAUUGCCUGGUGUGUUUCAAACUGCCAAGACAGAACCAAAAGAUGCAGGAUCCGAGAAGUCCAGUGGAGUUGUGCGAUUGAAUACUGUAAGACAGAUUAUUGAACAGGAUAAGCAUGCACUUCUGGAUGUGACCCCUAAAGCCGUGGAUUUGUUAAACUAUACCCAAUGGUUCCCCAUUGUGAUCUUCUUCAACCCAGACUCUAGACAGGGAGUAAAAGCAAUGAGACAAAGGUUGAAUCCUACAUCUAAUAAGAGUUCUCGGAAGCUAUAUGAUCAAGCCAAUAAACUAAAAAAGACUUGUGCUCAUCUUUUUACAGGUACAGUCAGUCUCAAUUCAGCUAAUGACAGCUGGUUUGGCAGCUUAAAAGAUUUAAUUCAACAGCAGCAAGGAGAAGCAGUUUGGGUAUCAGAAGGAAAGUUGGAAGGGAUGGAUGAUGACAUGGAUGACCGAAUGUCCUACUUAACUGCUAUGGGUGCUGACUAUCUGAGCUGUGACAGCCGCUUGAUCAGCGACUUUGAAGAUACAGAUGGAGAGGGAGGGGCAUAUACUGAUAAUGAACUUGAUGAACCAACAGAGGAGCCUCAAGUUUCUUCAAUUACCCGUUCAUCUGAACCAGUGCAACAUGAAGAGAGCAUAAGGAAACCUAGCCCAGAGCCAAGAGGUCAGAUAAGAAGGGCUGCUAGUAGAGACCAACUUAGGGAUAAUAGCCCACCUCCAGCAUUCAAGCCUGAGCCACCAAAGGCCAAACUCCAAAACAAAGAUGAAUCCUUUGACAUAUUUAAGUCCCAUGAAUACAAGACCAACAACUCUGUUACUACCAAUAAUGAAAUUCCCGGGGCAGCCACUAAAACAUAUGCUCCACCUGUUCCUCUAAAACCUGCCUUUGGACGUUCUAUAUUGAAGCCAUCUAUUUUCCCAUCCCAAGAAAAGGAGGAGGAUGAAGGAAAUGGGGAAGAAACAGACAAUACUCCAAAGUCAGUUCUGGGCAAAGUUAAAAUAUUUGAGAAGAUGGAUCAUAAGGCAAGGAUACAGAGAAUGCAAGAACUUCAAGAAGCACAGAAUGCAAGGCUUGAAAUUGCUCAGAAGCAUCCUGAUAUCUAUGCUGUCCCCAUGAAAGCACCAAAACCAGACCCCAGCUCAUCCCAGGUCACAAGUUCUAGACCUCCUGAACCUCAGAAACUACCUUCCAGACCAUACCAGGAUUCUAGGGGAAGUUACAACAGUGACAUUGAAGAAGAAGAAUACCGCCAGCAGCUGUCAGAACAUUCCAAGCGUGGAUAUUAUGGACAACCAGCCAGAUACCGAGAUACUGAACUAUAAAUUUGACUGCAUUCUGGGUGUUCCCUACCACCACAUCAAAAUAGCAUUCCUAGUAAAUUAUAUGAUGGCAGCUUUUCAGUUAAAACAGACUUUGAAGAUCCGAUGGGGCUUAACAUUAUAUUUUUGGGGGAAUGGGGUGGGGGGAAGUCUAUAGUUUGGGACAAAUCUCACACUGGAACUAGAACACAUCAUUUUUGUGAAGGGGUUGGGUUUUAUCGUUAGUUCAAUAUUAAAUGAAACACUACAGUCUCAGUACUGUUUCUUGUUUCAUGUGGACCAAAAGCUAUUUCAAGAGGUGUAUGUAUUUUUUUUUCAUGUUUUCAUAUUUGUAUUAAAAUGUUAACUAUUUUUCUUCAUUACAGCUGCCUUUAGGACAUUGUACCAGUCUAGGCAGAAAUGUAAAAAACGGAAUAAGAAUACUUGGAUUAAAUUAAGUUCAAAGAAGUAUUUUAUUACUGCUCUCAAAGUGCCUUUAUCAAGAAAUAUCUUAAAUUUUCUUCCUCCAAUAAUUAUGCAAAGCCAUAAUGGACUAAAAAGUAUUUUAACUAAUUUUGUACUUAUUCGUAGCUAGAGCUUUUCCUACAUGGCAUCUCAUUGCCAAGCUUUUUGACUGUGUAAUAUUUUCCCCAAGUUCUGGUUCUUAUGCAUGUAUAUAAUUUACAUAUACAUACAUAUUGCUGAGAAGUCUGAAGACCAGAAAUAUGAUGUAGAAAUUCAGUGCAUUAUGGUUUUUAACUUUGUAUUCCACAGAAUCAAAUAAAUAUUGAAAAGCACUCUCUGUUGUGCUUUGUUAAAUAUGUUUAUAAAUGUGUGUAUAUGUACAUAUAUAUAUACACAUAUGUGUUGAUAAUGAAAUCUGUAUGUGUUUUAAUUGAAUAAAAAGCAAUACAGU